CUGUAACAAAAAAUUAGAGCUAUUUCACGAGUGGCUGUCAACAGAUAUUGGUAAUUAUCCCUCUACCUCAAGUGAAAUCCGCCCCACUCGGCUUCUGGAUCUCGGACGGGAGGGCAAAGUUCGACUCGUUGAGAGUGACCCAUCCAAAAAUGACUGGACAUCUGGAUCUAGGGUGGCUAGCGCCAUCCUCGAAUAUGUUGCGUUAAGCCAUCGCUGGGGUUCUUCCCACCAUCUAACAACCACCUUACGCACUUUGAAGCAGCUCAGAGAUGGAAUCCCGAUUGACCGCUUGCCUCAAACGUUCAAGGAUGCUGUAUUCCUCACGAAGCAACUAGGCUUCCAAUAUUUAUGGAUCGAUGCCUUGUGUAUCAUUCAAGACAGCUUUGAGGACUGGCAAAAGGAGUCUGAGAAGAUGGGAGAUAUUUUCAAAGCGGCUUCCGUCACAUUAGCGGCUCACUGCGCAAGAGACGAUUCGGAAGGGUUCUUACUGGACGCUUUUGCAGCACCAACCGCCAUAGAGCAUCAGGUCCAAGGGCACCCCAUCGGAAUAUGCCGACCGCCAAAUUUGGAACUCGAUGUUACUAAUAGCCGAUUGUCGAGAAGAGGUUGGGUUCUCCAGGAGAGAUUUCUCUCUACACGAACGCUUCACUUCACCCCUGGCCGCAUUUAUUUCGAAACUACAAGUGGAGUCUUCUCCGAAGACGGCCCAUCUAGUGGAUUACUACAGGCGGCGAGCGCUCGACGCAGAAUGUAUCACGGAAGCUCGCGACCCACCUUUUUCAGCCCUUUGGCUUCGCCUGAGCUCCGAGCAACAUUUGGCCUAGGGGGCAUCGGAGACGCGAGUUUAAUAACAGAGCAGUCGCAUGUCACACCUUUGGAGUGGCUAGAUCUUGUUGAGAUGUAUUCACAUUGUGGAUUGACUAAGGAGAAGGACAAGUUAAUCGCGAUCCUAGGCAUGGCACGCAAGAUACAUUCUCGGACCGGAAGUAGCUGGUGCGCUGGCAUUUGGAGUGACCGGAUCUGCGAAGGCCUUCUCUGGCUUCCAAAGAAUGCUGAUUUAUUGGCACCAUCAGCGAGUCGCGCUCUAUCUUGGUCCUGGGCAUCUUGGGAUGGUGGUAUUCAAUACCCAACUAAUGUGAAAUGGUCUAAACUCCAUCCUAGAUGUACUUUUAUCUCCUUACAUAACCCUCACGAUACCAGGAGAAAGGAAGAAGUUGCUUGGCUCAACGGACCUGGCUAUCUCAGAGUCCGAGGCAGACUCAUCAGCUUGCAUGGGCUAUACUUGGGUGAGGCGGUUCAGCUUGGGCCUGGGCCUCCUCGAAAAGGUCCUAUCACCGAGGAAUCCCAUGAUCUUCCUCGAGCGCCACUUCAACACUUUGUCCACGCUCGGAGGAUCUGCGCGGGAAGUAUGAGCCAAACCGCGGGCUGGAUUGCAUUCGACUCUCGUGGACCGGGCCGGAUGUUCGACCGCUCCCUUCGGAUUUCUUUAUUGAUCACAACCUGA
Molecule: messenger RNA, 1504 nt
Organism: Lindgomyces ingoldianus
Lineage: Eukaryota; Fungi; Ascomycota; Dothideomycetes; Pleosporales; Lindgomycetaceae
Exons: 2
Coding region: 413-1504 (363 amino acids)
Source: RefSeq, a predicted model, not a curated record